This is a messenger RNA of Taeniopygia guttata (zebra finch), 2166 nucleotides long. The record is from RefSeq and is a predicted model, not a curated record. Lineage: Eukaryota; Metazoa; Chordata; Aves; Passeriformes; Estrildidae.
AGUCCCUGCGGAGCGGCGGCGGCAGCGGAGCCCGGCGGGGCGGCGGCGGAGCUCGGAGGCGGCUCCGGCCCAGGGUGUAAAGCUGUUCCCGAGGCGAUCUCCGAGAGGCUUUGUCAGCACUCCUGAUGCGUUUGGAGCAACGUGCUGUUUUCUCCUGGCAGAGAGGUGAUGGCUGUGAGCUGUAGGAGAUUGAAUUCUGCUCCAUCCCUGGAGUUGUGAAGGAUCCCCUACAUCCCCAGGAGGACCCAGCAGCCGGGGUUCCACACUUGCCUGGGGCACAAGAUGGCUACUUGGCAUAAGCAGGGGGAUGCCACUUGUGAGUGUGCAGUGAGUGAAGAUGUGGAGAAUGGAUUCUGCAGCAGUGCUGGGAGUGUGAGGGAGCCCCUGGGUCCCCAGGGCACAUCAGCAACCGGCAAUGAACACAAAAGGAUCCUUAGAAGAUUCCCGGGUGAAUGGUUCAGCUCCCAUCCUGUGCUCACGGCGGUGCUGAUUCUGCUGCUCCUGGUGCUGGUGCUGGCUUUGGGGGUGGCCUUGGCUGUGCAGUCAGCACCACAGGUUCCAGUCACACCUGCGACUCCGCAGUUGGUUCUGGGCUGUCCCCACGACUGGGUUGGGUCCAAUGGGGUCUGCUACUACUUGUCAAGGGAUUACAGGAGCUGGGAGCAGGCUCAGGAACGGUGCUCCGAGCUCGGGGCCUCCCUGGCCAUUCUCAAGGAUGAGGCCAUGGAUUUGCUCUUCCGCCUCCGCGGGAACGUGGAUUACUGGAUCGGGCUGCGCAGACGGGGCGAGCGCCUGCACUGGGGGGACGGCAGCAGCUACAGCUCCAGGUGAGUGCCGGGGAGCCGGGCAGGGCCUGGGGGGACAGGGGCACAAGUGUUCCCCUGGUGUCUUGGCUGGAAAAGCCUGGUGUUUUGCUAAGGAAUGCAGGAGCCUUCUCUGAAAUGGAAAAUGUAAACCUCCUCCCUAUGAAUUAUUAUAAUUUUUAAAUUUUGGGCCUCUCAGGCAAAGAAAUGGGAAUAGGAAUUACAGUUCUUUAGUAGGAAAAUGAAAAAUACAAAUGUAGUAGUACAAACAAACAAAAAAACUUCUGACAGGAUCAGAAUACGACUUGACACCCUGUGGGUCAGGGUGCUGGCAGCAGUCCCAUUCCUGGGUGGCUGCAGCCCUCCUGCAGCACAAGCUCUGGUUCUGCUGCAGUAGGGAUCCUGGAGAAGAGUGGAGUUUUCCUCUGAAGGUUCAGGGGUGGUGUAGAUGGGCCUUGUCUUCCUUUGGGAAUUCAGUGAAGAAGAAAGCUGCUCCUCUGGGAAUGCAGUGGGAAGAAAGCUGCUCCUCUGGGAAUGCAGUGGACAAAGGCUGCUGUGCUGUUCCCAGGUCAGAUUAUAUCCAGGCAGGAGUGCUUGGCUUCUCCCUCUGAGUGGAGCAACUCCCCAUGGGAUGAUGGAAUUUUAUCAGCCAUACAGGGACACUCACUUCCCGUGAACAGAAGAGAUCUCCUGGAGGGGGAUUGGUUGUGGAAGAGAUAAAGAAAAACUACCCAAUGAACAGAAGAGAACUGCCUCACCUCUAAGAGAUGGGAAUAGAAUACCCCUAUUUCCAACCUAAGAUACCUGGGAACCAGCGCUGUCUCUGCUCCUCCCUGCAGCUUUCCUGUCUUUGGCAGUUCCCAGUGUGUGUACCUGGCUGAGAACAGAUUCAGGAGUGAGAACUGCUCAAACGAGCGGCCGUAUGUCUGCAGCAAGGCCCAAGCUGCCCUGUGACAGGGCUGCAGAAAGGACCUUGUCCACGCUGGGCAGUGCCAGCUCCAGCUGUGAGCCCAGCACAGCGCUGUCCUUCCUCAGCUGCACCCUGUGCCUUGCACUGACUCUCAGGGUCACCUCAGUGCCUGUUCAUCCCCAGUGCCAGCGCUGGGCUGGGUGCUCAGGGGAAAAGUCUCUGCUGUACAUCCUGCCACUGGUGCUGCCUGCAGUGAGUGGAUUGUCCUCAUUAUUUGUGAGAAACACGGUUCUCUAUUAAAAAUUUUUAUAUUUCUUUAUUAAGGGAUAAAAGGGAUAAAAUCCCACUUUGGUAUGAUUGGUUAUUUGAACAGAGUGAACUUAAAUUAUAUUCUCUUUAGACACUAUAGAGUGUCUUCCUGCCAUCUUGUCUAUUAAACUAAGAUUUUUUUUU